Messenger RNA from Macadamia integrifolia, 2277 nucleotides. RefSeq names its product protein ACCELERATED CELL DEATH 6-like. The coding region runs from base 4 to 1863 and encodes 619 amino acids. NCBI's taxonomy places the organism in Eukaryota, Viridiplantae, Streptophyta, Magnoliopsida, Proteales, Proteaceae. Gene Ontology annotation, molecular function: protein phosphatase regulator activity; protein phosphatase 1 binding. Gene Ontology annotation, cellular component: plasma membrane. The transcript is spliced from 3 exons. The record is from RefSeq and is a predicted model, not a curated record.
ACCAUGGAUCCCGAUCUCUGUAAAGCUUUGUAUAAGGCUGCAACAGAAGGUGAUCACUCAACUUUGCGCUCGAAAUUAUUAGAGGCAGCAAAGGAUGGAGGGUUGGUUUACCAUAACAAGAACACUCUACUCCACAUCGCUGCCAACUACGACAACGUUGAAGUUGUGAAAGUAAUCCGCGAAAAGUUAUCAACAACUCCACUAAGAAGCAUGAACUACAGAAAAGACACUGCACUCCACAUUGCUGCACGCCAUAAUAAUCUCAACGUGGUUAAUUAUCUGUUGGAUUGGGCUAACGAAGUAGACGAAGAAGAGAAUCAGUCAGAGCGACAUAAAAUAGUGAAGAAAAAGAACAGAGAUGGGAACACAGCGUUGCAUGAAGCUGUUCUUGGGCGUCACCAUAGGGUGAUUGAGGUGUUGAUGGAGUCGGUCAAAGAGCUCAUCUUCAUUAAGAAUAGGCGCAAGGAAUCACCACUUUAUUUGGCUGCUGAUCGCGGAUUGUUGGAUGUGCUGGUGAAAAUGUUAAAAGUUGCACUGGAAGAUCCAGAUUUCAAGGACAAGAAAGAUUAUAUUAUCUACGAUGGGCCAAACGGUAGAACUCCUUUGCACGCGGUCAUUGCCAGGAAGCACAAAUCAUGCAUCAACAUUUUACUGGACAAAAAGGAGCUCAUUAGUAGAGCAGAUGCAGAUGGAAGAAAUCCUCUUCAUCAUGCAGCAUCAUAUGGCCAUUAUGAGGAAACUUGUUGCUUAUUACGGAUCAAAGAGGCUUCUUUUGCUCACCAAAUGGACAACAAUGGCCUCUAUCCCAUACACAUAGCAGCCAAUGAAGGCCAUGUUGACAUAGUUAAUGCUAUGGUAGAAUUUUUGCCAGAGACUAUAGACUCGGUAAACGAACAAGAUGAGAAUGUUGUUCACUUGGCUGCUAAAUUUGGGAGAUCGAAAUUAGUAAGUUACAUGCUUAAGCAGAAAUCUAGGUUUGACAAGCUUUUUAACGGGAAGGAUAUUAAUGGAAACACACCAUUACAUUUGGCCACUGUGAACUCGCAUCCCAAGGUUGUGAGCAUUCUCACGCAGGACAGAAAUGUAGACAUGACUAUCAUGAACGAUGAAGGCUUGACAGCCCUAGGCAUUGCAGAGAAGGAGCAAAUGAAUGAGAUCUCACUGCCAAAGGUUCUUACCCUAACAGCCUUAAGAAUUAAUGGUGCAUCAUCUGGUCCACCUUCUCCAAUUAUUGAGGAAAAUAAGCAAAAAGAUAUUGGACCAUCUACUCGAAAUUCACCAAAUAAUAAGGACAAUACCUCAAAAGAUGAUCAAAAAACAGAAAAUCACAAAGACAAGUUCAAACAGAGGUUCAAUACUCUGGCACUUGUAGCAACGCUGAUCAUGACGGUCUCCUUCACCGCCGGAUUCACAGUCCCUGGAGGUUACAACGCUGAUGGCCCGUACAAAGGCAUGGCUGUGUUGUUAAGGAAGCCUACAUUUAUUGUUUUCGUGAUCUGCAAUACCAUGGCUUUGUAUCUGUCUAUCGUGGUUGUGGUGAACAACAUCUUGGCACAGUGGGUUGACAACCGCUUGUUGAUUAUUGCAGUUGACUUAAGCUCACCAUUGUUGGGUAUAGCUCUCAUUUUGAUGGCUAUAGCAUUUGCAGCAGGUUUGUACUCUGUGAUACUUAAGCUUCAAUGGCUUGCAUUCUUGGUGUUGGUCAUUGGAGCCAUCUUUCUUUGCUAUAUCGUGGAUCUCCUUGUCCUAUUCAAUAUCCAAAAAAUGUCCAAGGAUCUUGUUCUGCGAGCAGCCGUCAAAUGGAGCUUCAAUCUCUUGAUCUGGGCAUUUGAUAGAUUCUUUGACAACAGGACUGCUCACUAGCAUUGGUGUUAUGGGUAUUUGGUGUUCACGAGCUUCAAUCUUUUGAUCUGGCAUCAUCUUCGGAUCUUCCGCUUUUUUCUCCCACCAUAAUUUUAAUGUAUCAUAUCUUUUUUUUCAUGUUUUGACUUCGCUACCCCCGUUUUUUCUGUAUCAUUAGUUUGGUUUUAUUUUGUUUCUUCCCUUCCCCCUUUUCUUGUUCCCCUUUCUUCUUUUGCUUGUUUCUACCCCUCCUAUCUGUUUUUUCUUUUUCUUUUUUUUUAUUGGAUUGUCCCUUUCUCAGGGUAGGCUUAGUAAGUCCCUCUCUUUUCCGAUUGGUUUUCUGGAUAUAUAGGGUCUUUGCCCCUUGCUUAGCUGGUUUGGCUUGCUCUGUUGUAUCUGUUCUUGUUUUCUGUUUUAAAAUAUUUAAAAUAUUUU